Molecule: messenger RNA, 1525 nt
Organism: Acomys russatus (golden spiny mouse)
Lineage: Eukaryota; Metazoa; Chordata; Mammalia; Rodentia; Muridae
Gene: Frat1
Product: FRAT regulator of WNT signaling pathway 1
Exons: 1
Coding region: 35-868 (277 amino acids)
Biological process (GO): positive regulation of canonical Wnt signaling pathway
Cellular component (GO): cytoplasm
Source: RefSeq, a predicted model, not a curated record
GCCCGCACAGCCGCGGGGGCCCGGGCGGGGGGCCAUGCCGUGCGGGCGGGAGGAGGAGGAAGCCGGCGACGAGGCGGAGGGGGAGGAGGACGACGACAGCUUCCUCCUGCUGCAGCAGUCGGUGACUCUGGGCGGCUCGGCGGACGUGGACCAGCUCAUCGCCCAGAUCGGCGAGACGCUGCAGCUAGACGCGGCGCACGAGGGUCCGGCCUCGCCGUGUGCUGCCCCGGACCCCCCGCCCCCGCCCCCGCGGGUGUUGGCGACGCUGCCGGCUGACACGGCCCGGGCCCCAGCGAGGCGGUUGCUACGGCCGGCAGCGCCUGCGGAGGCCCGGGACCCGGCGCCCCCGGGAGCCGUGCGCUGCGUGUUGGGAGAGCGCGGGCGCGUGCGGGGCCGGGCGGCGCCCUACUGCGUGGCGGAGCUCGCCGCGGGCCCCAGUAUGCUGUGUCCUCUGGCCCCGCAACCCGGCCUUGAGGGGCCCCCAGGGACCGACAAGUCAAGCAUCCCGCAGCCUCUGUCCGGCCCGUGCCGGCGGGGUUGGCUCCGGAGCUCAGCCGCGUCCCGCCGCCUGCAACAGCGACGCGGAUCUCAGCCCGAUUCCCGCACGGGCGACGACGAUCCGCACCGGCUCCUGCAGCAGCUCGUGCUCUCGGGAAACCUCAUCAAGGAGGCGGUUCGGAGGCUUCAUUCGCGACGGCUACAACUACACGCAAAGCUUCCCUCGCACUCGUUCCUCGGGCCUCUGUCAGCCCCGGUGCAUGAGCCGCCUUCGCCCGGGAGCCCUCGCGCGGCCUGCAGCGACCCAGGCGCUUGCGCGAGGAGGGCGCGGCUCAGAACUGGAGAGGACCUUCUUGUCCCUGGCAGCUAACAACCAAGGUGGCCACAGCACCAGCCUCUAGCUGGGUACCAAGGGGUUCAUCCAGGGCUGCACCUCGCCCCGGCUAGUGGAGGACUCGAGCAUUUGAAAACAGGAAAAUAAGCUAAGGAAGACAGCCGAAAGAUCGCAAAUAUUUUUAUGGGGUAACUAAAGUUGAGAGCUCCAAACUGUUUGAAAUCCACGACUUAGGCUUGUUUAAGGCACAUUUUUAUAGAGCGCACCGCGGGCUGUCAGCAGGACUCCUUUUUUGGCAUGAUCCGACCUAAUUGCUGCAAUUCCACGCAGACUCCUGGGCAAGCGGGCGACCACGUGGCCACGGUGCAUGCUCUCAAAAUCGGAUCAGCCAGCCCGAGAACGAAGAACGAUGAUCCAGUUACUGUACUUUUCAGGACUGGUUCCUGAUCCACUUUGGUGGGAGGGGUGACAAGAGGACAUAAUUUUGGGAAGCACCCCAAAAUGCCACACGUGAACAUUUUACGACAGUUUAAAAGACCAUCUCUUAUCUUGCGGUGCUGGUUUCAAUGUAAAACAUGCGGUACCACGAAAGGACCCUCAGGCUGAAUAGAAGUAACUUUUCCUGUUCCUUUUUUUGCACCUGAUUGCUGUUACUGGAGUGAUAAGGGAAAGUUGUACCCCACGGGUGUCGGG